Molecule: messenger RNA, 2348 nt
Organism: Halteromyces radiatus
Lineage: Eukaryota; Fungi; Mucoromycota; Mucoromycetes; Mucorales; Cunninghamellaceae
Exons: 5
Coding region: 37-2184 (715 amino acids)
Source: RefSeq, a predicted model, not a curated record
UUUUUUUUUAUAUAUUUUAUAUUUCUUGCUUGAACCAUGGCUGUCGAAGAAAAAAAAGUAUUUGAAGACUUUAAAACAUACAAUUGGUUAGAGGAUACAGUAUUCCAAUCUGGUUUGAAUAAUCUUUUACGUUCCAUGGAAACAACUACAAAUAAACAAUCCAUUAUAACACCACUUGAUGAAGCAUAUCAACAACACCAACAAGAUAACCAAAAUACAUUACAACUUCUUCGAGCAAAACAUUUUUAUUAUUCAAAAUUUAAACAUUCCUUUGAUUUGGAAAAGUACCUUGAAUAUGAAUUGGAGCAAGUUAAACUAGAGAAUGGAGCAAAAUAUCAACGUUUAGAAGAAUACAACUUUGACCAGGAUGAAAAGUAUAUCAAAGGUUUACCAAAGAUUAUUGAAGGCUGGGUACAAGAACAAGUGAGUGGUAGUAAACCUAAGAAAUUAUGGGAUAAGACACAUUUUGAUACUGAAUUUAUCAAGGUGAAAGCAUUCUAUUAUUCAGCCUGUGUUGAAUCUAUUGAUGUGAAAGACUAUCUCACUUGGAAAUACAACAAAGAACAAAAGAAUGAGCCUACUUGUCCAUUUGCGAAUCUAUGGCAAAAUAAAGGAAAAGCUGAUCUUGGACCUCAAAUCAUUUCGGAUGAAUUUUUAUCUGUGGAACCUCCUAAAUUUACUGGUCCAACCAUUGUCACUUUUGCCUCACCUCGUAGUCGAAAUAUGUUAACAGAAGCAAGAUUAAACGAAUUGAAUGAAGAAUUGACAUCAGCUUUAUCAAACAACAAAACCACUAGCAUUUUAUUAACAGCAACGGUGGCGGAAAAAAGUAAUGAUUCUAUCAUGACAACAAAUGAUCGUAUAGAAACAAAUGAUACCAAGGUGAUCAGUAGUGGAUUGGCUUACGAAGCAACCUAUCAAGCUUUAAAAAACAAUAAUAAUAAUAAUGAUAACAUUAUCGAUCAACUGGCCCCUGCAUUGGAUUAUCUCGGCACAACUUAUUACAACUAUGUAAGACACCAGCACCUGCAUAUUGACCAACAACAACAACAACCGAUGUCGAUCAUCACCAAACCUACAUUUACUUUUAUGAACGGUCAGAUCCCCUUGAAUGCAGCAUAUCUCACUUUAUGGCAUGGUUAUUUGCGUAUUGGUACCGAACACUGUCUUUUGGACUGCCAUCUGACACUUUCGCAUGCACCUAUCCCGCCCUUACUUCUCUUCCAACUUUGUGACAUGCGCAAUAAAUCAAGCAACAAGUUACCACUACCUAUUGGAUGGGAUUUUUACCUUGCUUUGGCACCUCCUGAUUUCGGUCGCCUUCGUGCUCCUGAAUUGUUACGUUUAGGGCUUCUUGAUAUCUUUGUCCCUGAAACGAAAUUGUCGGAUGCUUUUUCAAAUGCAAAACGUAUGGCGCUUUGUCCUUCUCCUUCUACUUCGACAGCUGUCCAAUUAGCUUUGGCUCUUGAUCAUUCUUACCCUGGACCAGAACGUAUUUCUACCUGGCAAAAGGAAAUAAGUGAUUGUUUUGAUGCAUCAAGUCUUGGUCACAUCAUCUCACGAUUGAAACUUUUAGAUACUGUUUGGAGUCAAAAGAUAUUGACUCAUUGGUAUACUUUACCUCCUAUUCUUCUCAAGGUUAUAUUCAAAGCAGUUCAAAAAGCACGUAAUAUGUCACCUUUGAAUGUGAUCAAUAUGGAAGAAAAUCUUAACAAAAAAUGGCGUCAAUCUUCUGAUUAUCAACAAUUUCUUCGUGGUGAAACUUCUUGGCAAGGAUCUUUGAACGAUGAUGAUGAUGAUCAAGAUAUUGUAUCCUCUUACUUUGAUGAUAUUGAUGAUAACGACUCAAGGGUGGUACCAUUUGUUUAUAAAGUAUCUGAAAAAGAUAUGAUAGAUCAAAUAGAUUUGAUGAGGAUGAAUGUAUGCCCUGUUACUGGUCAACGUAGCAAUAAUGGAUGUCCUGUCUUGGCUGGCCAACAACAAAACCCAGAUGAUGAUGAUGUGUGUCCAGUUACAGGUCAACGUAACAAUAGUAAUGAUAACAACAACAAUGAUGAUGAUGGUGGAUGUCCUUUUUCGACUGAAUUAGUAAACAAGAAAAACGAAGAUGCAUCCAAUUUGAAAACUCUUGUAUGUCCUGUCACUGGUCAAUCUGAUGGUAUAUGUCCUGGAUCACAAUCGUAAUAGUGGUGAUGUUGCCCUAUACUUUUUUUUUAUUAUUUUUUUUCUAUGAAUAUCUUGUAUUUUAUAUCAAAGUUUUAUGAUCAUGUUUUUUAUUUUAUUUUUAUCUAUCUGGAAUAGAUCUCUCAUGUACACUAAUAAAGACAAAAAAAAAAAAUAAUUCAAAC